GUGUUGCGGCGCCGCGGCGGCCCGGGCGACGCCCCAGAGCGGAAGCGGGAAGUGGCGGCGCGGGGCUGCGGGGUCGCGGGCAGCGCGCGGGGGUCCGUGAUGGCCAAACACACCGUGUCGUCGGCGCGCUUCCGCAAGGUGGACGUGGACGAGUACGACGAGAACAAGUUCGUGGACGAGGAGGACGGCGGCGACGGGCAGGCGGGACCCGACGAGGGCGAGGUGGACUCGUGCCUGCGGCAAGGAAAUAUGAUGGCGGCCCUGCAGGCAGCGCUGAAAAACCCGCCCAUCAACGCUAAAAGCCAGGCGGCCAAGGACCGGGCGGGCAGCAUCGUGCUGAAGGUGCUGGUGUCCUUCAAGGCCACGGACAUCGAGAAGGCGGUGCAGUCCCUGGACAGGAGCGGCGUGGACCUACUGAUGAAGUACAUCUACAAGGGCUUUGAGAGCCCGUCCGACAACAGCAGCGCUGUGCUGCUGCAGUGGCACGAGAAGGCCCUGGCCGCGGGAGGCGUCGGCUCCAUCGUGCGCGUCCUCACCGCCAGGAAAACGGUGUGAUGAUGCCUCCCCACCCCCCCACUCGGGCCCAGGUCCGUCUGUCGGUCGGCCGCGGGGGGUCGGAGCCAGCUCCGAGAGCAGGACCACCCACCGGACGCCGCCGCCCCCCCGGGGGAGCCUCUCGCCCAGCCUCGCCUUCUCGCUUCCCUUAUCAUGUCUGUAAAGAAAAAAAAGCACAUAAUCGAUUUUCCUUUGAUUGAAAAAAAAAUUUAAUGGGGACCCCCCUCCCCGCCCUGGAAGGUGGGGGUCCCUGUCUUCAGUGGUGUGUCUGCUGCUCUUUUUAGGGUCACCACGUCCCUCCGCUUUGCACAGGGCAGGGGCGGGGAGGGGCCUCAAACCCCAACGGGCUGGUUCUUUGGCCGGGGUCAGGCCUCACGCGGGCGUGGCUGCGGGAUUUUUUUUUUGAACCGGGACCAAAGCAAUCAGGGUGCAAGGCCCAUUUGGGACCUCGAUGCUGGCCCAGGCAGAGAUGAUGCUCUUGAUCGUUAGGACACGGGCCAAGGAGGGUACGGCGGCUGUGGGCUCGGCCAGCCCGAGCCGCCCCCAUGCUGUGCUGUGGGGGGCCCAGACACCAGUCACCGUGACCCCUCCACGCCGCCCCCUCUGGAAGGAAAUCAGUCCCGCCCCCGUCUCAGUCAGUGCCCGCUCUGGGGAAACGGUUUCAGGUCAGGAAGGAAAGCGACACUUCAAAACCCAGCUCGCACCCAGGGCCGGGCUCUCCGAGGAACGGCCUCAACGCCUCGGACGCCCCGCCAACGCCCCCCCCUACGUUCUACAGGGUAAAACUUGUGAUCCCAGAAUUUGGGUUCCGUUCCAAACGGACACGCAGUAUUUUUUUUUAAUACCAAAACAUGAAAUACCGCAAAAAAAAAAAUAAUGAUGAUGAUAAUAAUAAUAAGUGUUUCUACUCUGUUGGACAAAUUACACGGGUUCUUCAGAAAAAAAAAACAAAACGGACGGUGCUUUUCCGAAAGUCCCCUGCCCAGGGGGCCGCCCAAGACACGCCAAGGGACGCAUCAGGCCCCACGGGGAACCCGCCCCUGUUCAGACGCUCCCAGAUUCCUCGUUCCCCGACAUCUUUGGCGACCCACAGACUCCACCACUUUUGAUAAUAACAGCUUUUCUGUUUUGUACAAAUGAUGCGAAAAUAAAACAUCAGUGUUGAGUA
This is a messenger RNA of Sorex araneus (European shrew), 1723 nucleotides long. RefSeq names its product actin related protein 2/3 complex subunit 5 (gene ARPC5). The coding region runs from base 100 to 555 and encodes 151 amino acids. The record is from RefSeq and is a predicted model, not a curated record. Lineage: Eukaryota; Metazoa; Chordata; Mammalia; Eulipotyphla; Soricidae. Gene Ontology annotation, molecular function: actin filament binding. Gene Ontology annotation, biological process: Arp2/3 complex-mediated actin nucleation; cell migration; regulation of actin filament polymerization. Gene Ontology annotation, cellular component: Arp2/3 protein complex; cytoplasm; actin cytoskeleton. The transcript is spliced from 4 exons.